This is a messenger RNA of Oncorhynchus mykiss (rainbow trout), 1866 nucleotides long. Its product is annotated as protein sprouty homolog 2. NCBI's taxonomy places the organism in Eukaryota, Metazoa, Chordata, Actinopteri, Salmoniformes, Salmonidae. The record is from RefSeq and is a predicted model, not a curated record. Gene Ontology annotation, cellular component: cytosol; membrane. Gene Ontology annotation, biological process: animal organ development; negative regulation of Ras protein signal transduction; multicellular organism development.
UGCCAGCCGGAGGGGUCCUUCUUCAGAGCCAAGAUGGAGACCAGUACUCAAAAUGGCAGUGGUGGCGGAGGGUCGGCCGGCUUGCUGCGUGCUUUGCGUGACAGCGGGAGGCUACACCGGCCUCACCAUGCCCAGGAAGGGCAGCCCGAUCCUGGGGUAAACAUCAGCCAGCAGGCCCCUGUGCUCUCGCUGGACCAGAUCAGGAUCAUCGGGAGCAGUAAUGAGUACACAGAGGGACCAACGGUGGGACCCAUUGUGGUGCCUAGGCCCCCUGGCUCCUUGCCCACCCAGCAGAAGAAUGACCUGGUGGUGCCACUGGACCUGGGGACCAAUGAGCAACUGGAGCCCCAGGACUCCAGGCCCAACCAGAGGAACUUACUUCCCCAACUUCCUCAGCCCACACACUCCACAGUCCCCCCUAGGGAUGCCCUAUCUCUUUCUUCUAGCACAGAGGGCUCCAGAAACAGCCCGAGAACCAGUACAGGCAGCACGUCUUCCGUGCAGAGGCUCCUGGGUAGCCCGGCGGUUAGCGAACGGAUAAUCAGGACCCAGCCCAAACGGGUGGAGCUUAAACAGGACGAAUUGAAGCUCCUGGCGAGUACGGUCGGAGGGGCGGUGGUGGUUACGGUGCCCGGUGGCGGUGCUCCUGCCGCUAGGGAGGGGCUGCUGGGUAAACAUGUCUACCGCUGUGAGGACUGUGGCCGGUGCAAGUGCCAGGAGUGCAUGUGCCCGCGCGCCCUGCCCUCCUGCUGGAUGUGCGGCCGACAGUGCGUAUGCUCGGCGCAGAACGCGGUGGACUACGGGACUUGCGUGUGCUGUGUCAAGGGCCUGUUCUAUCACUGCUCCAGUGACGACGAGGAUACAUGCGCUGACAAGCCCUUCUCCUGCAGCCAGUCGCACUGCUGCGUGCGCUGGUCGGCCAUGGGCCUCCUUUCCCUGUUCCUACCCUGUCUCCUGUGCUACCUCCCAGCUAAAGGGUGUCUUGCCGCGUGCCAGAGCUGCUACGACCGCGUCAAGCGACCGGGGUGCCGGUGUAAGAACACUAACGUUGUCCACUGUAAGAGCGUUGACUGUAAGCCAACGUAAAGGGAAAGUACCUUGGGUGUUGUGGAGAAUCGAUGGGGGUUGACAACUUUGGGCAACUGAAACGAUCACCUCAUCACGUUUUGGCCCAGUAGUCAGAAGUUGAUUGGGGGAUUGGCUAAGCUGAGCUGUUUGAUGUGGUUUGUGUCGUUUGUUUUCAGCUAUGGUUGUUAAUACAGGCUGCUUGAUCACCAAGUAUCCUGAUUUUGUAUUGUUUUAAUCGAAGUCCAGAAUGUUAGCUCUUUUGACAUUUAUUAAUUACAACUGAUAUGCUAUGGACAGACUCUCCUGACUAACUUGUUUGUGAAUAGUAAUCGCAAAAAUAUGUAAAUUAGCAAAUGACCUCCUCAGAGAUGUUUUAUUUUUGUAUAUAUAAUAUUUCAACUGUGCAAAGCAUUCUGCCAAACCAGAGGCACCUUGAUGAUAGAUCCAUAUAUAUUAUAUAAUACAAUGUUUAAUGUUGUACAUUCAUGGGAAUGUAUAUCAAUCAUUUUUUAUGUUUGCCUUACAAGAGAAGGACAUUUACACAUCUUAUCCCUUCAACUCCACAUGUAAAUUGUACAGUGACCCUAUAAGAAAAUCUUUAUUUUCUAAUUUCAACAUUGUUUUAGUGGAAAGAAUAUUUAUUUGAAGUUUUAUUAUUUUAUAAAGAAAAUAUUUAUUUUGAGAAGCAUCUUAAAAAAACAUCAGCCUGUUCAAGUACUCUGAUGUUGUUGCAAGUUAGGGUGACUAGGGUGUCAAAUUGGAUGCAUAUGUUCGCUAUGAAAUAGAAAAAUAUAUUAA